CUGCAGCGGCUGCCGGACGAAGACGAUGGGCCUUACUCCAAAGGGGGCAAAGACACAGUGGGGGCUGAUGGGGCCCUGGUGUGCCGCCGUCAGAGCAUCCCAGAGGAGUUCCGGGGUGUCACUGUGGUGGAGCUGAUCAAACGUGAGGGCAGCACUCUGGGCCUGACCAUCUCGGGAGGCACUGACAAGGACGGGAAGCCCAGGGUCUCCAACCUGCGACCUGGGGGCCUGGCGGCCAGGAGUGACUUGCUGAACGUCGGUGACUAUAUCCGCUCAGUGAAUGGGAUCCACCUGACUCGGCUCCGACAUGACGAGAUCAUCACGCUGUUGAAGAACGUGGGCGAGCGCGUGGUGCUGGAGGUGGAGUAUGAGCUGCCCCCGCCUGCUCCCGAGAACAACCCAAGGAUCAUUUCUAAGACGGUGGAUGUCUCCCUCUACAAGGAAGGCAAUAGUUUUGGCUUUGUCCUCAGAGGAGGAGCCCACGAGGACCUGCAUAAAUCCCGCCCACUUGUCCUGACCUAUGUGCGGCCUGGUGGCCCAGCAGACAGGGAGGGCUCCUUGAAGGUGGGUGACAGACUGCUCAGUGUAGAUGGGAUCCCACUGCACGGGGCCAGCCAUGCCACUGCACUAGCCACCCUGCAGCAGUGUAGCCAUGAGGCCCUUUUCCAAGUGGAGUACGACGUGUCCACAUCGGACACUGUGACCAAUGCUUCAGGGCCAUUGGUAGUAGAAAUAGCCAAGACGCCGGGGUCUGCCCUGGGGAUCUCACUCACCACUGGCUCCCAUCGGAACAAGCCAGCCAUCACCAUUGACCGCAUCAAGCCAGCCAGCGUAGUGGACAGGAGUGGUGCCCUGCAUGCUGGAGACCACAUCCUGGCCAUUGAUGGCACCAGCACAGAGCACUGCUCACUACUUGAGGCCACCAAGCUCCUGGCCAGUGUGACUGAGAAAGUGCGGCUGGAGAUCUUGCCUGCCCCCCAGAGUCAGCGGCCCCUGAAGCCCCCAGAAGCAGUGAGAGUGCAGAGGAGUGAGCAGCUGCAUCGUUGGGACCCCUGUGUCCUCUCUUCCAACAGCCCGAGGCCCAGUCACUGCAGAGCUCCUGCCUGGGCACCUGGUGGCCAUGACCAGAGUCGAUCCUUGUCUUCAACGCCUUUCUCCUCACCAACCAUGAACUCCGCCUUUCCAUGUGCCAGUGCCAGCACCCUGCCCCGAGGACCCAUGAGCCCCAAGACCACGGCAGGGCGGAGGAGGCAGCGGAGGAGAGAACACAGGAGCUCUUUGUCACUGGCUUCCAGCACGGUAGGGCCAGGCGGGCAGAUUGUCCAUUCGGAGACCACAGAAGUCGUGCUUUGUGGAGAUCCUCUCAGCGGCUUUGGCCUCCAGCUUCAGGGCGGCAUCUUUGCUACUGAGACCCUGUCCUCCCCGCCCUUGGUGCGCUUUAUCGAGCCUGACAGCCCGGCUGAGAGGUGUGGGCUGCUGCAGGUGGGGGACCGUGUCCUAUCCAUCAAUGGCAUUGCUACUGAAGAUGGGACUAUGGAGGAAGCCAACCAGCUGUUGCGUGAUGCUGCACUGACUCGAAAAGUUGUUCUGGAGAUUGAGUUCGAUGUGGCAGAAUCUGUCAUCCCGAGCAGUGGGACAUUCCACGUGAAGCUGCCCAAGAGGCGUGGAGUAGAGUUGGGCAUCACCAUCAGUUCGGCCAGCAGAAAGCGAGGGGAGCCCCUGAUCAUCUCUGACAUCAAGAAAGGCAGUGUGGCACACAGGACUGGCACCCUGGAGCCAGGGGAUAAACUGCUGGCCAUUGAUAAUAUCCGCCUGGACCACUGUCCUAUGGAGGACGCUGUGCAAAUCCUGCGCCAGUGCGAGGAUCUGGUCAAGCUCAAAAUACGGAAAGAUGAGGACAACUCGGAUGAACAGGAGAGCUCGGGUGCAGUCAGCUACACAGUGGAGCUGAAGCGCUAUGGUGGCCCCCUUGGUAUCACUAUCUCGGGCACAGAGGAACCGUUUGAUCCCAUCAUUAUUUCUGGCCUCACCAAGCGCGGCCUGGCAGAAAGGACUGGUGCCAUCCAUGUGGGGGACCGCAUCCUGGCCAUCAACAGUGUGAGCCUCAAGGGCCGGCCACUGAGUGAGGCCAUCCACCUCCUGCAGGUGGCUGGGGAGACAGUGACACUGAAGAUCAAGAAGCAGCUGGACUGCCCCCUCCUACCCCGCCAGUCAGGCAGCCUCAGUGAGGCCAGCGACGUGGAUGAGGACCCACCUGAAGCCAUCAAGGGAGGCUUGCUGGGAGCCCGAUUCUCUCCUGCUGUACCCAGUGUGGACAGUGCCAUGGAGUCUUGGGGCAGCUCAGCCACAGAGGGUGGUUUCAGGGGUUCAGGUUCCUACACCCCGCAGGCAGCAAUCGGGGGUGUGACCCCUCAGGAGUGGCGACCCAGCAGGCUAAAGAGCAGCCCUCCACCCCUUGAGCCCCGGAGGACGAACUACACACCAGCCCCCACUGAGGAGAACUUCCCAGAGGAGGAGGAGGGGGAGUGGGAGCCACCGAUGAGCCCAGCCCCUGGCCCUGCCCGAGAGGAGGGCUUCUGGAGAGUGUUUGGGGAGGCCCUCGAAGACCUGGAGUCCUGUGGUCAGUCAGAGCUGCUAAGGGAGUUAGAGGCCUCCAUCAUGACAGGCACUGUGCAGAGUGUGGCCCAGGAUGGCAGGCCUGGCUCCCGGCCCUGGCACAGGAGCCGGGAGGUCCAAGCAUCCCCUGAAGACCUGCAGGAGCUGAUGCUGCCGACGCCCCUGGAGAUGCACAGGGUGACCCUGCACAAGGACCCAGUGCGGAAUGACUUUGGCUUCAGUGUCUCAGAUGGACUCCUGGAGAAGGGUGUCUAUGUCCACACUGUGCGUGUGGAUGGGCCAGCCCAGCGUGGAGGACUGCGGCCCUUUGACAGGCUCCUGCAGGUCAAUCACGUUCGUACUCGGGACUUCGACUGUUGCCUGGCCGUCCCGCUCCUGGCAGAGGCAGGGGACAUCCUAGAACUUGUCGUCAGCCGCAACCCACUGGCACAAAGCCGCCGGACCCCCCGAGCACCAGGUCCCAGCAGUCCCCGGAUGCUUUGAAAUCAGCUCAGUUGGAGGAGUGGCCCCCACUCAUCUACUGUGAGUCUGCAGAUUCCACACCUGGGACAGAGUGGCAUCUUCAAGUUGGAUCUCCAAGGUGCUCUGAGGGACCCCUCCCAAAAAGAGUCAGUUUUGCUGUUCAGCCAGGAGAGAGGCUGGGAUUUCCUCAUAUUCCUGUAGGGUCACUGCAGAGUGGCACCAGGAGUGGGAUCAGUCCCGCUCAGUGUGGGAGCUGGAAUGAACUGCCAGUGAGGAGUGAGCUCCCCAUCCCAGGAGGUGAACAAGCAGGAGUUGGACUGGACUCCAGCAGGAGACAUUCAGUGAUAAGCAGCUACACAGGCAGAGCAAAAUCACACAGGGCUCCUGACACCAGGAAGGCUAUGGCACAGCAGAAGCAGUACCCUCCUUCUUCCAGAGUCCUGGUGUUCUGAGAGUCUCUGGCUUCCAGCAUCCCCACUGGGAGACCCUGAGCAGGGCAUCUAGAGUGCCAGAAAAUGAUGGCCCCUUUCUUUAGGUCAGUGGUUCUGGACCCCGGAGCAGGGCUGUGGCCAUCAACCCUCCUGCUACACACACCCCCUCAGCCCAGGUCCCCUUCAUAGGAGAGUACUACCUGGGGAUGAAAGGCCCAAGAGCAUCCAUUCACCUGCCAUUCCAACAAAGAUGGAAAACCAUGGAAGCAAUUAGAGGCACCAGGUGAUACAGCUCUGCCAAUGACCUCAAGGGGGCAGGAGGGGGAUGGGAGAAAGAGAGAAGCUGAGCUGGAGACAGACCAGCUGAAGAACAAGAGGGAACAGCGUCCAAAAGGGCCAUCCAAGGAAGCUCCCACUUUAUAGCUGGAGGUGUCGGCACCCCUUAACGCAGGUUUUCUCUGUCUCUAGAGAGCAGGAUUCUUUCAGCUUUGAACAAGGCACAAGUCUCCUCCUGGUGGUCUGGGCUGAUCUGGGGACUGGCUCUGCCCAGUUCAAGGUCUCAAGGAAACGGGGGCCUCCACUCCUACCCUACCCCCCCCUCUGCCCUUGCAACUUAGGACAGAAAAGCACAUCAUUCUCAAGAGAACAAAUGGAGGGAGAAACCGCCCUAUCCCCCUGACUCCUUGCUUGACUGUGUUAUCCCCCCUGAGUCAUAUUCCCCCUCUGGACAGUCAGGUGGGUUUGAGAAGAUACAGGGCUAUCUCCACCUCAGCUCUUCCUCUCCUUUGCGUCCCUGCCCCUCAUGAGGGCUUCUCUGGGUCCUUGGUGCCUGGGUCCAUGUUACCUAGCACCUGUGUUUUCAUCGCCCCAGGGUAAAAGGGCAUUGCCCACCCAUCAGGGCACCAAACAGAAGCCAAAACCCUCAGCUUUGAGGGCAGGAGAAUGGCAUAAUAGAAAGGUAACUCCUGGCUGCCAGAAGCUGCUGCUGUGUGACCUUAGGCAGUUGGCUCAGCUUCCCUGGGCUUCCGGUAUGUGUGAACUGGACUCUCAGGGCCUCUAGGCUUGGGAAAUCUUCAUUUCAUUCAAGGACUCCAGGCUGGGAAACUGCAAGCACUCAACCCCUUCCCUUCCCUUGGGCUGAGGCUCUGCCAUCCUUCAAGACAUAUGCAACAUGGCCAAGCGGGUGGACCUCCUGGCCAUGGCCAGUGGCCUCAUAUGCAAUAGCCCCCCUGGCUCUUCCUGGGGGGUGUUCAUCCCACACUGACAUCCCCUGCCCCCACCCCAGCCGGUGUCCUGCCUGCCUAUGCAUUUUGAGAAUGUUCCCUGUGACUCAUCCCCCACCCCAGAGCUGUAUUUUUCUCUGGCUGAGUUAGAACAUAUUCCUUGUAAAGUAUUUUUCUACGUGGGUUUUCUUAGGGUUCCUGGGAAGCACAACCCACCCACGGCUCCGUUGUACAGACUGUUCCUGGUCUGUCUGGGGUCCACAUGUAAAUCUUUGUCCCACCAGGCAUCACAGUGAGUGGGGGAAGUGAGUGCUCCUGGGAUGAAUUUCUAAUAAAAUCAGUU
This is a messenger RNA of Nannospalax galili (Upper Galilee mountains blind mole rat), 5075 nucleotides long. RefSeq names its product glutamate receptor interacting protein 2 (gene Grip2). The record is from RefSeq and is a predicted model, not a curated record. The annotation marks the transcript as partial. NCBI's taxonomy places the organism in Eukaryota, Metazoa, Chordata, Mammalia, Rodentia, Spalacidae. Gene Ontology annotation, biological process: neurotransmitter receptor transport, endosome to postsynaptic membrane. Gene Ontology annotation, molecular function: protein binding. The transcript has 24 exons.